AUGCCGAGAGCGUUUUUGGUGAAGAAGAAGCGUGGAGCGUGCGGAGCCUGGCAGUGGAAAGAACCGGAAAAUGACAAUAUUAAAAAAGAUGAUUUAUCGGCUCCAGACUCGUCGCCGGAAGAGACGAGCAGUGGAUCAGAUAAUCAACAGGUUGCGUGCCCGGUCCCUCCUCAGGCAUGUGGAGCAGCAGCUGACAUCCGAGUCCCUAUGCCAGCGAUGUGUUCAGGGUCAGAGUCAGCGCGGGACUGGCCAACUCUCAUGCUGCGGAACUCCUACUACCACCCCACCGCUAUGGCCCUCAUCAGCAGAGCAAAGUCGCGCCCCCAUCACAGCUCGUCCAGCUCUGGAGACUUUGUGUGCCAGGUGUGUCACAAAGUGUUCCCUCUGCAGCGCAUGUUGACCCGCCACCUUAAGUGCCACAGCCUGGUGAAGAGGCACCCGUGUCGGUACUGCGGGAAGGGCUUCAACGACACCUUCGACCUCAAGAGGCACAUGCGCACUCACACAGGCAUCCGUCCGUACAAGUGCGAGCUGUGUGAGAAGGCCUUCACUCAGCGCUGCUCCCUGGAGUCCCACAUGAGGAAGAUCCACGGCGUGUUGCAGCAGUACGCCUACCGCCAGCGCCGCUCCAAGAUCUUCGUGUGCGAGGACUGCGGCUUCACGUCCAGCCGCCCGGACGAGUACUUCCUCCACGUGCGCCAGUGCCACCCCGGGAGCCCUGCCCUGAGGCGCUACUACCGGCGCCAGGCCCAGGACGGCAGCAGCUACGGGCCCACGGAACGCAAGAUCAACCCCUACCUUCUCUAUUCCAAUCAGUACUAUGUGUAA
Molecule: messenger RNA, 828 nt
Organism: Knipowitschia caucasica
Lineage: Eukaryota; Metazoa; Chordata; Actinopteri; Gobiiformes; Gobiidae
Source: the annotation of a GenBank genome assembly